AUGACUAAGCGGGGUUCUUCGCCCCUGCAAAACGAUGUCAUUGACGAACUCUCGAGAAUUGUUCCUGACACAGCACUAUGUUUGCCCGACCCUCUGCCUACUUGGCUUUAUAACACCGAUGAGCCCACAGAUGAUGCUUUGGACUCAAAAAAGCAGCGACGGAGGAGUAACAGACUACCAGCAGCUCCCACUUCCUUGCGGCGAGUAGCAGUCGAGGCACAAAGGUCGAAGGAUGGAUUCCUCUCUAAGGCGCUUCUCAAAGAGCAGGGUCUAUAUCGGACUAAGACAGUGACUGCUUACGCCGUGGCCGAACAAUUCAAUAUUCGCCAAGUCAGAGACAUCUUGCAAGAAAAAGGAUACGAACCAGAUCCUUUGGAGACGGGGCUCUUUCCACAAGUUGUUCACGUUCAGAUACCUAUUGACACUAUACGACGCAUUACAAAUCCUUCUAGUGUUGAUUUACCAUCCGACGAAGUGGGCGAUGUCUUUGUGUUUCCCUCCGGUACGGUCGUGGCGUGGUCGCUUCCCGAGGGAUUCACAUCUUUUUUGGCAACACGAACUCUCUUGCCCGCGGCAGAGGGCGCUCAUGUAGAUGAGUUGGAGACAGAGGAUCUUGAAUUCGUGGAGGACCCGAACCGUGAAAAUAGUGUGAUCAAGGGCGACACGAUCAUACUGGGAACGAACCCUGGUCACAGCGACGCAGAAGGACCACUCGUGGCGCAACAAUCUAUUGAUACAGUGCUGACCAAGGUUGCGUUUUCGUCUGGCCUCGCUCGGAGUACAAAGCUGGCUGUUCUUGAGAGUCUUCUGUCGAACUAUUUCGAGUCGACGCGACCAAUUCCGACUCUUCUAUCAAAAGGAUCUCGUCUUCCUUUUACACGAGACUUCAUCCUCCGCAAGACUGGACAACUAUUGAGUGUCCGCGCGCAGCUCAAUCUCUACUCGGAGCUCACCGACUCUCUACCAGACAUAUUUUGGGACAGUCGACACGAACUAGGAUUGGAGGGUUACUAUGAACAAGCUGGCCGAGCUUUAGAUGUUGGAAUUCGCAUCAAGCUUUUGAACGAGAAAAUGGACUAUGCGCAAGAAAUUGCCAGUGUCCUCCGAGAACGCCUAAGUGAGACACAUGGUCUUCGACUCGAAUGGAUCAUCAUUCUGCUCAUCGCUGUCGAGGUUGGAUUCGAAGUGCUGCGACUAUGGAAAGAGAGAAUGCAUGAACAAGAGGAGAAUAUGCGGAAGGAGACAAACCAAGCCGAAGCCGCGUGA
Penicillium arizonense is the source of this 1266-nucleotide messenger RNA. Its product is annotated as RMD1 family protein. Bases 1 to 1266 code for a protein of 421 amino acids. Lineage: Eukaryota; Fungi; Ascomycota; Eurotiomycetes; Eurotiales; Aspergillaceae. The transcript is spliced from 3 exons. Gene Ontology annotation, biological process: positive regulation of mitochondrial translation. The record is from RefSeq and is a predicted model, not a curated record.